Tyto alba (common barn owl) is the source of this 708-nucleotide messenger RNA. RefSeq lists its product as uncharacterized. Gene Ontology annotation, biological process: inflammatory response; cellular response to lipopolysaccharide; chemokine-mediated signaling pathway. Gene Ontology annotation, molecular function: CXCR chemokine receptor binding; chemokine activity. Gene Ontology annotation, cellular component: extracellular region. The transcript is spliced from 6 exons. Bases 1 to 708 code for a protein of 235 amino acids. The record is from RefSeq and is a predicted model, not a curated record. Lineage: Eukaryota; Metazoa; Chordata; Aves; Strigiformes; Tytonidae.
AUGGCUACCAAAGGAACUGAAGUCAAAAGCAACCCUUCAAAUUUGCUAAGCUUUUCUGGGCCUGCUGCCAGUGAACGCAUGCUGUCGCUACAGAUGCCAAACCAAUACCUGCUGUGGGAAGGCAAGCAGCCAAAGCGUGCAACAAAGCAACAGAAUCACUUCCUGCACUUAAUGAUUCGACAACUGCCCCAUUCUCUCCCUGCCCGGCUCCUUCAGCACCCGAUACCCGGCGGUGGAAAGGGCCGAGGGGGCUGUCAGUCCCACCUGCCCCGCGGCAGAGGAGGUGGGGACCCCAGCCAGGCACACCCCGCUCGGCCUCCCUCCGUGCCCGGGAAAUUCCCCAACAGCUGCCGGAGGGGGAUAAAAGCACCGGCGGACAACGGGGCCACACAGACGGCUACCGCAGCCCCAGCCAUGAGUCCGCACCUCCGCCUCCUCCUCUGCCUCCUCCUCCUCUUGGCCGCCGCUCCCUGCCGGGGUGCGCCGCUGGCCGGGGAGCUGCGCUGCCGCUGCGUGCGGACCGUGUCGGAGGUGAUCCCCCCGCGGCGCCUGGCACGCGUGGAGUUCGUCGCCGAGGGUCCGCACUGCGCCGUGCCCGAGGUCAUAGCCACGACGAAGCAGGGCCAGACGGUCUGCCUGAGCCCCUCCGCGCCCUGGGUCAAGCUCAUCGUCACCAGGAUCCUCAACAGCUCGGCACAGAAAAACUGA